Leptidea sinapis is the source of this 3497-nucleotide messenger RNA. RefSeq names its product golgin subfamily A member 4-like (gene Ndc80). Gene Ontology annotation, biological process: attachment of mitotic spindle microtubules to kinetochore. Gene Ontology annotation, cellular component: Ndc80 complex. Lineage: Eukaryota; Metazoa; Arthropoda; Insecta; Lepidoptera; Pieridae. The record is from RefSeq and is a predicted model, not a curated record. The transcript has 14 exons. The coding region runs from base 101 to 1999 and encodes 632 amino acids.
CGACUGUACCGGUUGGAUAUUAAUUUUCCGUAAAUAAAUAAAGCUAUCCAACUACUUUUAACUUUAAAGUGAUACAUCUGUAUACAGUGUUUAUUUCAUUAUGUUACCGAAUAGAUAUGUAUCGGGCCAAUCUUCAUCAUCAAGAAAGUCAAGAUACGAUGGGAAACCCUCAAUGUUACCAAAACCCAGUGACGGGCGCAGACCAUCUAAUACAGGGCGUUCCUCAAGUUCUCAAGACCCAAACCGUGGAACCUUCGGCGGUAGAUUAAGCAGAGACACAUCAGGUAGCAAGACUUCUUUAAAUCGUAGAUCCCGGUCUCACACAGCUGAAGGAAGGUAUACUGUGGCAGCUCCUAUCUACAUGAGUACACCAAGAAAUACAUCUCGCAUAACAACUACUCCAGUAAGAACCCCAGGUCAAGAGGUUCGGAAUUGGACACUGUGUUUGGAGAGGGCUCAGGCUUGUGUUACUAUAAAAGAUCAACGACCAAUCUCAAAUUUGGCAUGGCAGCGUUCGGAAUGCGCGCGAGUAUCAGAGGCGCUGACUGCACGAGGUGGCUCCGGCACAAUCAUUCGGCCGCUCACCAUUGCUCGAUUUGUGGAAAUUGUCUCCUCACUGCUGAAUACGUUCCAACUUGACGGGAAUAAAUUGAAUAAUGACACAUAUGUUGCCAAGCUGCCGCACUUGUUGAAGCGAAUUCUGUACCCCGGCGUGGUGUCGGCAUCUUGGCUCCGCACUGUCAACACGCUGCAUGCAUUCCCUCAGGCGCUGGCCCUCAUUGCGUACCUGAUCGACCUUGUCGCCUAUGUGGAAUCGCCAGUGUGUGAAGACUCACUCUAUACUAAGAAAGAUGAUGUGUCACUGCUGCGAAGAGACUAUCUGUACAAAUGCUGGCUCAGGUUUCAGGACUCCGACUGUCAGUUUGAUGAUCUGUACCAAGAGUACCAGCAGAAUGUGAAGAACUUGUUUGGGGAUGUAGAUGGCUCCUAUUCUAAACUUCAAACCGUCAUUAUAGGGUUAGAGGCGCAGGUGGAGGACGGACAGGCCAUCCAGGCGGACGAGCAGCGUACAGCGAAGAAAUGUGACGCCUUGGUGGCGCAGCUGCGGGGCGUGCGGACCACGCGGCGCCAGCUGGCGACCGAGCGCGAGCAGCUGGCCGACCUGCAGCAGAGGCUGGCCGACGGACUGCAGGCGCUGGCGGCCGACCACGAGCGGGCCAGGGCCGAGCUGAGUGAGCUGACGGAGCGAGUUGAGCGCCAGAGCAUGUCGGUGACGCAGCGCAACGAGAUGCUGGAUGAGGUGUCGUUCGCGGUGCGCGUGUACGACACCAACCAGGCGCUGUGGCAGCAGGUGUCCAAGAUGGUUCAGGAUAAGGACAACGAGAUAGCGCAGCUCCAGAAGCGAGCGCUGGACAGCUGCAUGCAGUAUAACCAGGCGCUCAUCUACGUGGCCUCCAAGUACCAGCACCUGGCUGAUCUGGUCGUGGAUGAAAAACAGCUGCGCAGCGGGGAGUGCGUGGGGCCAGUGGGUGCGGCCCUGGAGCGCCUGGCCGCUGAGCGCGCGCGGCUGGCGGAGCGCGGGGACUCGGCGCUGCGGGCGAGGAACGCGCAGCGACGCUCGCGGGCCAAGAUGUUGGAGGAACACCGCGCCAAACUAGCCGAGCUGAAACUGUCGAUAGAUCGCGAACAACAAGCAGUCGACAACGAGCUUACCAAGGAAACCGCUGAGAAUGAGGAAUGGAGGCUGGAAGAGGCAGAGCUGAGGCAGAACAUCCAGGAGCUGGAGUCAAAGCAGGAGCUAUAUCGCAAUGCAGACGAAGAGCUCAGCUUCUGGAAAAAACAGAAGAACAAGUCCGAGAGCAUGGCGCGUGAGAUGGGCGAGUACGUGGCGGAGCAACGCGCGGAGGCGCAGGCGGGGGUGGCGGCCGCGCGGGGGGAGAGGGAGCGGCGCGUGCGGGCCGCGCUGGGGGCGUGGAGCGACCAGCUGAGGAUGGACUAGGUAAUGGAUACGAGUAGAUACAGUCUCUUACUUUUACACAACCGAUAAAAACAGACCAGGUGUUGCGGGUGUUGAGGUCGAGAUUUGUUUGAGGCGAUUGAUUUUAAAUAAUAAUAAUAUAUAAUAUAAAUGACAUAUUUAUUUCAGGUAUUUUAAACACAGUAAAUUGAAUCAAAUAAAAGACGAAUGACUUAAAAACUUAAAGAAAAGACGUGUAGUUGGUUCAGCGCUGUUUUGGACACUAUUGUAAAAACAAAGUAUUACAACGCUUGCAUAAACCUAUAGCUAGCUAGCUAACUAUUGAAAACGGAUCGCACACCAGGUCUAAUGCUUCAGUGUGGGUGGACUCUACGACUUACACUCGCGAUUUGUAUGUCACUGUGUGAGUGUGCGUGCGUUCCUCAAAACAGAGGUUAACUCUAAACUCAAUUAUUUUCAACUUUUUCACAGUUGUCGUGGUCUAUCUAGACGUAUAAAUGAUCUAAGCUUCAAUAUUUGCAUAACAAAGCAACUUCGGUCUCCUACAUAAUUUACGGCUUAAUGCAAAGCGAUGUGAUGUGCCCGUUCAGAUAUUUAUUAGGUCACGUAAUUAUUAUGUUUUUAUCUUUUCGCCUGCAAUAUUAAAAUUACGUGACCAAUCGAAUAAGCAGAAUGGAGAUGAACUAACCGUGACAUAAGACAAAGUGAUAUAUGUAAUUGUUUUGCAUACACCUGUUACAGUUAUCCACAGUGAGAUUUCGGCGGUGUGACGUAAAUAUAAUCUCGAUUUUGAUAUAGUAUGAAAUAAAGAAUUAUCUGUAAGGUAAUAUGUGCCUAUAUAACUAUAUUGUAAAGCGAUUGCAAUAAUGUUAAAAAUUGCGAUUGAAAUGAGUACCAUUUUCAAAACCGCUUGGUUAAUACACGGACGAGUAAAAUAAGAAGGACUCCGCGCCAUGAUAUUAGCAAGUGAAGCACCUUUAUGCUAGUGUGUGUGCGGUUAUGGGGGAUACCAGUUAUACAAUUUUUUUUCCCUUAAACAAUCUUAUAUGGCCACAAAUACUUUUAUAGUAUUAUUUUUACACUUUUUCACAACGCACGACGGCAUUUUUUAAAUAUUUUAUUGCGACGCAAACUGAUCUGUCAUAGACGUGGCAAAUCUCAUAAUGGCGGCCGAUCUGCUUGUAUUAGUGUAAGUGUGUGCGUGGGGCUAUGUAUUUAUACGUUAACCGGCUUGUUUUGGUGCUUCACUGUUAUGUAAGGUGACUUCUUUUUUUACUCGUCCGUGGGCCAAUAGCAAUAAGAACUUUGUUGAGUCUAUAGCUUAUAGAUGAACAAUGUGGUGGGAACAAUGUCACUUCGGAUAAAAAUAUUUUACUUUGUUGUGGAUAAAGAAUAUAGAUAUCGCUGUCUCGCGGGAGUAAACCUGUCACAACUAUAUUAUUCAGUUUAGGUACAAUAUUUUUUAUGAAAUAAAUUUUAGUAUAAGGCAAUUUCUGUAAUAAAUAAAUGUUGUUUUUAA